This is a messenger RNA of Rangifer tarandus platyrhynchus (Svalbard reindeer), 342 nucleotides long. Lineage: Eukaryota; Metazoa; Chordata; Mammalia; Artiodactyla; Cervidae. The record is from the annotation of a GenBank genome assembly.
AUGAGUGAGGCAAACCAAACCAUUGUGGGGGCCUCUGAGGUCCCCACGACAUCUACCUUGUCCCUUGGACUGGGCAGCGGGAUCCGGGCAUGGCCUAUGCUGGUAGGGGUCGUCCUUGGGGCUGUGGUCCUCUCCCUCCUCAUCGCACUGGCUGCCAAAUGCCAUCUCUGCCGCAAAUACCGUGCCAGCUACCAGCACCGCCCACUGCCUGAAACAGGGAAGGGAGGUUGCCCCGAGGUGGGUGAAGAUGAGGAUGAUGAUGGCUUCAUUGAGGACAAUUACAUUCAGCCUGGGGUUGGUGGGCUGGAGACAGAAGCAAGCAGGGACCGCUUCUCCCUUUGA